AUGGCGGCGAGAGGCUGCCCCUGCGGCCUCUCUGCCAUCUGCCAUCUCGGGCGGUACCAAGACUGCAAGACGGCGGCGGGCUACGGGAGACUCCGUGCCCCGCCUUCACGACGCCUUCAAAUGCAUCAGGCACUUUUUCGAGUGACGAUGGACGGCCACGUUCGCGAUCUCGACGGAGCCGCGCCCUCGGUGUUGCCACGCACCCAAUCCCACUGCACCCCCGGCUCCUCUGCCGAUACCGACCGCCGCAAUCCCGUUCAAAUCCCCGCUGCACAUGUGUUGUGCGUCUCGUCCAAGACACCGCUGCUCAAGACGAAGCCCAUAUUCGUUGUCGAGGGCGUGCGGAACGCGUUGCUCGAGACCGUCGAGCUUUCUCAAGACGAACAUGCUCAACAGCGAGCUGAAGCGACGUGCCAAACCGUGGGCGCGGGCGCGGCAAUCAAGCUGAGCUUGCACGGGUUCGAAGUCAAGACGAUUAGCUGCUUUUGGGCAAACAGAGGACGAGAGGCUGAUGGGCUCGCGUGGGCAGCGCCAUCUCCUGCCACAGCAAACGUGAGAAUUACUGAGGUUACACCCGCCACUGCUCUCAUCAUACCCUAUGCCUUGAAGAACUACCACCUGACUAUAUGCACCAAUCCGUCCGCGCCUCCCACCAACGGCUUCCCAGCCGAUCACUCCUCAGCUUUCCGCAUUCGCGGGCCCAACACUGCGGCGGCGCAUUCAUUCGUUGUCACGCUCCCCAUCUCUGAAUCGUCCGCCUGGUCUCUCUGGCCUCCAGUUUCGCGACAUACCCAGCAUGCUAUGCUAGCAUCUUUUUGUGACGACCUCGGUGUCGGACAGGCGAUGCGCGUUGCUGAGACGCCCGCACAGGAAGGCUACCAUAUUCUGGCCGUCUGUGCUAAGCCUAUGGCUCUUGGGAUGGUGCCGUUCUCCACCCGCGUUUUAAGAGUCCACGGGUUUAUCAUGUCCAACAUUGCAGACCGCAACGAGAAUCUGUUGUUCUUGGCUCCAGUCUGCUUGAUCCGCCAUUACCAGUCUCCGCCUCCUGCACUCUCUAUCCACGACCACACUGCUCACUACGGUUCGGCAAUUCUUUCGUUCAUAACGAUGUUCGACGCUGAUGCUAUCGAACGAGAGGCACAGCUCCGCUCGGAAUUGGAAGAUGCGCAACAUUCGAACGAGAUCCUAGCCCACCGGCUGUCUAGUGCGGCUAAAGACAUAGCGCGUUUGGAGGCUAGUCUUGCAGCACGCGAGGAAGAUUUAGAAACCCUGAAUCUCCGUCAUGAGACUAUGAAGCUCGUACACUCUCAACGUGUGCGGGACUUUAAGGAGAAACAUCGCGAAUCUUUGCAAGCUUCUGAAGACCUUCGUAAUGGGAUCCGGAGCUGGUUUCACGAUUUAUCCUCAAGCAUCAAAGAAGUGUUUGAUUCCGUCGACGCCAAAGCAACAGAAUGCUUGAACGCCGAACGCGAACUCCGAGAAAUCGUAGAGAACUUCAUGACCCGGUCACAGGCAGAGGAUAAUGAUGUUUCUGCGGACCCCACAGGAACGCAGCGCGCCACUGACGAGCCUGAAGUGCACGUGCCGCCGUCGCCUCGGUCAUCUAUUGGACACCUCGUGUUUUCUUCGAACGACCUCGGGGCCGCUACAAGCGAAUGUGCGGCUGAGGAUUCUAUUUCCAUCUUGGGGUUCCCGACGACAUCGCCCAUGAUCGACACUCCACGACUGCUAUUGCAAUCUCAUGAUGUCAGUACUAGCGAUGGUCGAACGCCGACAGAGCCGUCUCCACUCCCAGACAACAUUCUCGGUAUUUCUAUACACCGCGCAUCUAGCAUCGUUCAACCGUUCUGGGCGGUUGAUCCUGAAACCGGCCUAUCCGGCGCCAGCGGGUCAUCCACUACGUCACCGCCUCCGCCCGCACGUCAGGUUGCGAAUCGAGACCUCAGCGCCAUUGAAGGCUUAUCACCUAGCGCGCCGUCGCAUUCACUGGUCGUUGAUGCCAGAUUGCAUCACUCUAGCGGACCAUCGCAAUCCAGCCUUAAGAUCCAUCCUGCUCAGCGUAACACCACCUCGCUUCACCCACCUUUACCUAGCCAAUGGCACAGCGUCGGUGGUAAUCUUGUGCAGGGCUACCUUAUUCCUCAUGGCCGUGACUUGUGGCAUUUCACUCACAACGCUCAUGCCAGCGGGCGCCGCCAGCCGCCCGCGAACUGGCGCCUGGCCGAUGCUUUCCUUCUCACCACUGCCCCUCGACCUUUGCGUCCGCAUCGCCCUCAUCAUUGUCCUCGCCCGCCUCCUCGGCCUCCUCGCAAGACCUUCGCGCCAACUUCCACCUCCGCAUUGCGCGCGUCGUCCGCCUCCACCUUGCCCAUCUCCGCGCGCGUCGUCCCACCAUCCUCCUCACCCCACGUCGUCCGCCUCUACACCACCCACCUCCAGAUACCCCUCCUUCACGUCGCCCUCCUUGUCACCCACCUGCGCUGCGUCGCCCACCUCGGCCUCGUCGCCCACCUCCUCCCCCUCGCCUCCGCCCACGCAUGGAUCUGGCAACGGAGACUCCUGGCGCAUCGCGGCACUAGCGGCGCGCGCCGCUCCGACUUCGACCCUUACUCACGGUCUUUCUCCCAGUCGUCGUCACUACCGAUGGCGGCCUUGACAGGCUCUCGCUCUCGAUGGCCAGCGGUCGACUUUCAGUACGCAUGGCAGAACACACGGCCCCUGGUCAAGGACGAGCGCGAGAAGUCGCUCGGCGCCGCGCUAGGAAAGGAUCUUGCGUGCGCCUGCACACAAGAUUUCUAUAUCUCCGUGGGACCGAUGGCGUUGGUGGAGGACGGAAAGGAGGAGUUGAAGGACUGUCCGAUACACAAGGACGGGAGACAUCCGACGCAAACUGCGACGAGCUCGCGAGGCGACAAAUUACCCUGCGAUGACCCACGAUGUUACGCGGCGCCCGGGCCUCAAGGACGUGGAGCUCGUGAUGGGGGCGGCAUUCGCUCAGGCACGGACACGUUCUGCGCGAUCGCUCCUCGGGACGCAGGCCGUCUGCUCAGUGGGGCGUACGCGUAUAGGCUCGUGGUCGCCGGACAGGAGGGCGUCGAGGCAGUGAUGAAGACCAUCCUCGUCGAGUUCAAGCCCUCCCUCGCUGCACGCACAGAGCCAUUCUUACGCUACCCAUUCAACACUCGAUCCUUCUUCACGAGCGGAGGGCCCAAGGGCAUCCGCGACCGACUACACCACUUACGCGGAUAUGUCCAGUCGAUGCGCCGCUGCUGA
Molecule: messenger RNA, 3273 nt
Organism: Epithele typhae
Lineage: Eukaryota; Fungi; Basidiomycota; Agaricomycetes; Polyporales; Epitheliaceae
Exons: 20
Coding region: 1-3273 (1090 amino acids)
Source: RefSeq, a predicted model, not a curated record